Molecule: messenger RNA, 747 nt
Organism: Quercus lobata
Lineage: Eukaryota; Viridiplantae; Streptophyta; Magnoliopsida; Fagales; Fagaceae
Product: serine/threonine-protein phosphatase 7 long form homolog
Exons: 3
Coding region: 121-519 (132 amino acids)
Biological process (GO): meristem maintenance; meristem development
Source: RefSeq, a predicted model, not a curated record
UAGACCUUUUCCGAAGUUAAAUCGAAACCCAUACCCAUACCCACACUUUUUCAAUCUCAGCACGGCCGAAGCUCAACCCAAUCUGUCUUCGGAGUUAAAGGAUUGCAAACGUAUUAAGAUAUGCAGCAAGUGGGAAAUGUGGAUCCUGGACCGACGGUUGGUACACAGUUGACGCGGCAGCCGGUUCAUCGAUCCACGCUGCUUUGGGAGACGCCAGCCGGUCAGGUAGUGCCAGGCGUGCUAAACUGCAGACGCCGAAGUUGCAAGUUACCCGAGCAUGGGCUUGACCCACGGAUUGCUCGGUACAUAAAUGAGGCGGGUUUUGAAGGGUUAUUCAAGGUUCUAAACUUGGAAGUGGAUUAUGCGUUGAUCACAGCACUAGUUGAGCGUUGGCGUCCGGAGACGCACACAUUCCACCUACCGCAUGGAGAGAUGAGCAUCACCUUACAAGAUAUUGAGGUGAUGCUAGGGGUUCCUGUUGAUGGGUUGCCAAUUACUGGGGCUGUGAAGAUGGAGUGACCUACGUUGUGUCUUGAGUUAUUGGGUCAUCGUCCACCAGACCCGAUACCGCAUCCCCAUGAGAACACCUCUAUCCUUGCUGGGGCGAGGCUCAGAUUCACGUGGCUGGAUGCACUAUUUAGUGGUCCCCUAGCUGCGGAUGCUACUGAUGAGGUAGUGCAGCAACAUGCGCGCUAUCACAUACUCGAUCGGUUGGGGACGAUUUUGUUUAUGGAUAAGUCGGCAGAC